UGUAGUCGUGUUUAUCGUAAAGUUUGUAGAUACAAAAUAAGACGCGUCGAUCCACGUGCAUUCGCAAGCGAGCUCGGUGAGAUAAGAGUUACCCCUUCCGAUAUGAAUUUCUGUAGGAUUGACGAUUGCUAUAAAUUAAAUUAGAAUUCAACCGCCGAGUCGAGUGUGAGACGCAACGAGCUAUCGUUUUUGUUAUUGCACUGAUGUGUCGGUGCUCCGUCAGUUUUCGCGAAUUUCGUCUCUUGAAUCCUGCCUAUUCGACGAUCCCGAAAACGUGACACUAGUGCGAUCGUGCUCCUUUGGAAAAACGACGUACGAUGGAGAAACGUGAGAAACCACCGUCGGAACCGGGCAAGUGGCGGCAAUUCCUUGCUGUGAUGGUCGUGAAUCUCUCGACAAUGACGUACGGUCUAAUGGUGGGAUGGCAAUCGCCGUAUGGUCCACAACUGCAAAGCUCGUCGUCGCCUGUAGGAAACGAGCCCAUGACGGACGAAGCUGUGUCUUGGUUGAGUGGAAUUACGUGCUUGGCUGGCGGCUUAGUGACUGGAUUACUCUCGGUAAUACCGGACAAGUAUAGCCGGAAGCGAUUCGGUUACCUGCUGACGUUGCCAAUGGUCAUCUCCUGGGUGCUGAUCAUCUUCGCUACUGAGCACAUACAUAUCUACAUAGCCAGGUUCCUACACGGUGUGGUUGGCGCCGGUACGUUCUUCUUCGUGCCGGUCUACGUGUCAGAAAUCUCGAACGAUAACAUACGCGGUUUGCUGGGAAGCUUGCUGAUGUUCGCCAUAAACUUCGGCAUCUUGCUGGGUUACGUCCUGGGCGGCAUGUUUUCCUUGAGCGUCUUCGCCAUAAUUAAUCUGGCGGGGCCUGUGUUGUUCUUAGUCACUUUCGCUUUCAUGCCAGAAUCGCCGGUCUACUUGGUGCGUCAAAAUCGCAUACGAGAAGCGGCUAGGUCUCUGAAGUGGCUGAAAGAUGGAGACGGUCUGGUGGCGGAACGCACGCUGUCGUAUAUACAGGCAAACAUGAAGCAAGCUGACACGGCAACGAGGUCUGUCAAGUUGUCGGAUUUAUUUCGGGACAGAGCGACGAUUAAGGGACUAAUAAUUGUCACGGGUCUAUUCAUCUGUCAACAAUUUUGCGGGAUCUUCGCGAUGAUCACCUAUACAGAGACUAUUUUCGAAGCAUCCGGCAGCUCGUUAUCGCCAAAUGCAGCGUCCGUCGUGAUUGGAACCAUACAAUUGUUCGGCGCAUGCUUGGCGUCGUCCUUGAUGGAGCGUGCAGGCAGACGAUCGUUGCUCCUUAUAUCCUGCGUGGGGAUGUGCUUAUGCCAUUGCGUCAUCGGCGGGUAUUGUUACUUCCAGGAGUUCGGAUAUAACGUAACCGCUUACGGCUGGGUGCCGGUGACCGCAUUAUCGGUCUUCAUGAUAGUGUACUGUCUGGGAAUGGGCGCUGCACCCAUCAUCGUAACGACCGAGAUAUUUAGCCGCGAUGUUACCAGCCUGGCGACAACGAUAGGCUUGUGUUGCCUUUGGUUGGCUGCUUUCGUCAUAGUAAAGGUAUUCGCCCAACUGAUUGCCUUGUUGGGCAUGUACGGCUGCUUCUUCCUCCUCGCGCUCUGUUGCGCGUUGAGCUUCAUAUUCUGCUUUGCGUUAUUACCGGAGACCAAAGGACGGAUACGCGAGGACAUAGUGGACGAGCUUAACGGGAAACGGUGUACAAAAAGUGAGAAAGACGCGAAGCACAUCAUUGGCAUGGAUUCAGAGCACGCGGCUCACGUGUGAAGAUACUGUGUGUUGCGCGUCAGAUAUAAUUACCUAAUUAGAAUCAAUGCCUAAAAGUGCCGGAGGAGGGAAAAAUUCACGUGUCGCAAACGCAUAUUUUUUAUUACGCCCUUUUUCACGCUGAUUUCCUCGCUGUUGCUUUCGCAAAUCUUUACCAGUUUUGCUCGUAGCAUUUAUAUCCGGCACUCGAGGUUUGGAAUAUUUCCUAACAUUUAUUAAGUAUUUAUUUUAUGAGCAUGUUAUGUACGAGCGAGGUGUUUCUCCGUUAUAAUUUAGUCUGAGGAGACGAAAGCUAGUUGAGUAUGUAAAUUACUGCGUUCAUUCAUGAUGACUUUAGAGAGGAAAUUUCUCCUUAGAGAGGAAUCUCAUGAA
Molecule: messenger RNA, 2153 nt
Organism: Dinoponera quadriceps
Lineage: Eukaryota; Metazoa; Arthropoda; Insecta; Hymenoptera; Formicidae
Product: facilitated trehalose transporter Tret1-2 homolog
Exons: 4
Coding region: 318-1781 (487 amino acids)
Biological process (GO): carbohydrate transport; transmembrane transport
Cellular component (GO): membrane
Molecular function (GO): sugar transmembrane transporter activity
Source: RefSeq, a predicted model, not a curated record